Bursaphelenchus xylophilus (pine wood nematode) is the source of this 238-nucleotide messenger RNA. Lineage: Eukaryota; Metazoa; Nematoda; Chromadorea; Rhabditida; Aphelenchoididae. The record is from the annotation of a GenBank genome assembly.
AUGCUCCGUCUCGGAAAUCAGACACCCCGUCCUCCGCCAGCUACCGGCAGAUUCAGCACUCUGAUCAACACAUAUAACGACCCCAUAAAAUGGUAAGAAAGUCUUUCGACUUUUUUAUUCUUCUUUUAGGCCUUUUGUCAAAAGUCUGAUUGGAUUUGGAGUCGGCGUGUAUUUGGCCAGAAAGAUCUCGGAAGAAUGGGUCCUAUCGGAAGCCGGCCUCUCCCCACCAUCCCUUUGA